Messenger RNA from Phodopus roborovskii (desert hamster), 1514 nucleotides. Its product is annotated as zinc finger protein 501-like. The record is from RefSeq and is a predicted model, not a curated record. Gene Ontology annotation, molecular function: DNA-binding transcription factor activity; RNA polymerase II cis-regulatory region sequence-specific DNA binding. Gene Ontology annotation, biological process: regulation of transcription by RNA polymerase II. NCBI's taxonomy places the organism in Eukaryota, Metazoa, Chordata, Mammalia, Rodentia, Cricetidae.
AAGUGGACUUCUCACAAGAGGAGUGGCAAUGCCUGGACUCUGCUCAAAGGGCUUUGUACAUUGAUGUGAUGUUGGAGAAUUACAGCAACCUGGUGUAUGUAGAGAACUAUUACAUAUGUGAUCCUGUCCAUCAACAUGGGAAGACUGAAGAGGAGUCUUGUCAGUGUAAUGAGCUUGGCAAAGUGCUUCAUGACCCCUCCACAUGUGCACUUUAUAGAACAAGUGAAACUACAGAAAACUCUAAUGACUAUAGAUGCAGUAGUCACAGGGAUGUGUCUAUUGACACGGCAAACCCAGACAGACAUGAAAACAUGCACACUGGAGAAGAACCUUGCAAUUCUAAAGACUGUGGGAAAUCUUUAAAUUUGUGUUCCAAUAUUACUCAAGAUCAGAGACUCUAUACUGCAAAGAAAGAGCAUGGGAAGGUAGAAUAUUAUGACUGUUUGGACACUAAAUGCAGUCUUUUUCAUCAACCGAUCUACAUUGGAGAGAAAGGAUACCAGUGUGGGAAAUGCAAGAAAUGCUUCAGGACUGCCUCAAACCUCACUGUUCAUCAGAGAAUUCAUAGAGGGGAGAAGCCUUACACAUGUAAGGACUGUGAGAAGUCCUUUACUCUGAAGUCAACUCUUACAAAGCAUCAGAGAAUUCAUACUGGGAAGAAACCCUACAAAUGCACCAUUUGUGACACACUCUUUACCCAGUGCUCAAGUCUGAAAACACAUCAAAGACUUCAUACUGGGGAGAAACCGUAUAAAUGUAGGGAAUGUGAUAAAUCCUUUGCUACCAAGUCAACCCUUACACAGCAUCAGAGAAUUCAUACUGGAGAGAAGCCUUACAAAUGUAAGGACUGUGACAAAUCCUUUACUGAGAAGACAACACUCAUAAGGCAUCAGGGAAUUCACAAUAGAGAGAAACGUUAUAAAUGUGGAGAAUGUGGCUUAUCUUUUACUGCACAAACAUAUCUUCGAGAACAUCAUAAAAGUCAUACUGUAGUAAAACCUUACAAAUGUGGAGAAUGCAACAAAUCUUUCAGUAAAAUCAUCUAUCUUAGAAAACAUCAGAAAAUUCAUACUGCAGAGAAACCUUACAAAUGUGGAGAAUGCGACAUGUCUUUUUUUCAGAGAUCAUAUCUUAAAAGACAUCAGAUAGGUCAUACUGGAGAGAAACCUUACAAAUGUCUGCAAUGUGAAAAAUCCUUUGCCUACAUGAAAAGUCUUAGAGCACAUCAGAGAGUGCAUACUAGAGAGAACCCUUAAAAAUGUCUGGAAUGUGAAAAAUUCUUUGCCUACAUGAAAAAUCUUAACACGUCAAGGACUCACACUGGAGAGAGACAUUACAAACCUAACAAAUGUGACAAAUCUUAUACUAACUGCUCAUAUCUUAGAAUACAUCAGAAAAGUCAUAAUGGAGAGAAACUUCACAAAUGCCAAGACUUUGGCAUAUCUUAUAUCCACUUUUCAAAUCUUAGAAGACAUCAGAGACUUCCUACUGAACAGAAAAAAACACCAUUGUAA